Molecule: messenger RNA, 3477 nt
Organism: Python bivittatus (Burmese python)
Lineage: Eukaryota; Metazoa; Chordata; Lepidosauria; Squamata; Pythonidae
Gene: KBTBD2
Product: kelch repeat and BTB domain containing 2
Molecular function (GO): protein binding
Source: RefSeq, a predicted model, not a curated record
GUUGUGGAGGAGACGGUGUGGGGGAUCUCUUCAUUCCCUUUCUUUGCUUUCCAUCCCCGGUUCCCAGAGGCGGGCUGUGGCCUGUGAGCAGCCGUUGAGGAAAGGAGGAAAUGGGCGCGGGGAGCGGCACCGGCUUUCACUGAGUGAAACGCGGGGAGGGGUGUGAGGAAGUUAGGAGAGUCCCCCUUUUUGCUGCGUGCCUCAAGUCCGGCUGUUGCCGGGGCGGCAGAGCCGGCUGAAUGGGCAAGACAGGGAUGUGAGACUGUGCGCUUGGGGGAAUAUACCCAGCCCUCCGCCUUGCUUUACCACUACGCAGGCGGUAGAGCGACAGCCUGGCUGUUGACAUAUUUGAAAUCCUGCUUUGGGCAGCAGCAGUACUGUCUCCUGGCGUCUUCCGAUGUCAUACUGCGGCUAAACUCUGACACAAGGUGCUUUGGGAGAGGGUGACGGAGGUGAUUUUUGAGAUGCGUGGCACGGGGCGGGGAGGGAGUGAAGUUGAAGAGCUUGGCUUGCUUGGCCAUAGAAUGACAUUCAGGUGGGGGCUGGGUCAGGGUGUCUUAGUUGCUUAGAAAGUGGUAUCUUAAUUCUGCUCUGGAAAAGACUAAGUUGGUUGUUCGCACCUGGAAUUCUUGCCCGGCCACAAUUAGAAUGAUUCCUACCCCCUCCCCGGCCCCAAAUAAAAGCAGGUAGGGUUGUUUUUUUUUCUUCUGGUUACUGUAGCCUCCUAGUGGGUAUGUAAUGAUAUUGCAUACCAAAGAGGAUGAGAAAAGACUUAUGCAGAAUCCUAAACAAAAUUGGGCUGAUUUAUUCAAGAGCAGAGAAGGCUGUGAGGUCUGAAGCAUUUUUCCGAAUCAUUUGUGAAGCAUGCACAGCCCUGGUGUUCAUAGUGCCUUUGGUGCCCAAUGUCAAAGAAAGGCUUAACCUUCCUUCUUGUGCCAAAGAGGAUGAUUGAAGAUGGCUAUUUUGGGGAUGUACGGCAGAGAUGCAUGAAGUGCCUUAGCCAAAAUAACCCCUGGCUGUAGAUGGAAAAUUGCAAGACACUGUUAAGAGAUGGUUCAAGAAAAUCUACCUCGCAAAUUCCAUUUGUUUGCCCAUGUGCUGCAUCACUGGAGAUCUCAACAGGAACUUGUCAAUUAUUCUUGAAAGUCUCAGGAGAACAUAUGGACAUCAGGUCAAUGUAUUACACUCUAGGAAUGGGUCAAAAUACGAAGCGUUCUUGAUUCAGCAGGCCAAUCCAUCACCAAUAAGCGUGUUAAGAAAACUUAAAAAGACUUCAAAGAAUACCCUCUGUAGUUUCUUCUUAAUUAUUCAGGAUAUAGUAGCUUGACAUCUUUACUUCUGAAAUCAACCGACUUUUCUAAUCUUGUCUUGGAAAUAUUAAAUGGAAUGCAGUCAUGUCUACCCAGGAGGAAAUACAGAUCAAUACAGAAUAUGCUGUAUCCUUACUGGAACAGUUAAAAUUGUUCUAUGAACAGCAGUUGCUAACUGACAUUGUUUUAAUUGUUGAGGGCACUGAAUUCCCAUGCCAUAAGAUGGUUCUUGCUACAUGUAGCUCUUACUUCAGGGCAAUGUUUAUGAGUGGGUUGAGUGAAAGCAAGCAAACGCAUAUUCAUCUGAGGAAUGUGGAUGCAGCCACUUUACAGACCAUAAUAACUUAUGCUUACACGGGUAAUUUGGCAAUAAAUGACACAACAGUUGAACAGCUUUAUGAAACAGCUUGCUUCCUACAGGUAGAUGAUGUGUUACAUCGGUGUAGGGAAUACUUAAUUAAAAAAAUAAAUGCUGAGAACUGUGUGCGGCUUUUGAGCUUUGCUGAUCUUUUCAGCUGUGAGGAGUUAAAACAGAGUGCUAAGAGGAUGGUAGAACACAAAUUUACGGUUGUAUACCACCAAGAGGCUUUCAUGCAGCUCUCACAUGAUCUGUUGAUAGAUAUUUUGAGUAGUGACAAUUUAAAUGUGGAAAAAGAAGAGACAGUUCGUGAAGCUGCUAUGUUAUGGCUGGAGUAUAAUACAGAAUCUCGAUCACAGUAUUUGUCAUCAGUUCUUAGCCAGAUAAGAAUUGAUGCACUUUCUGAAGUUACACAAAGAGCUUGGUUUCAAGGCUUACCACCGAAUGAUAAAUCAGUCGUGGUACAAGGAUUGUAUAAAUCUAUGCCGAAGUUUUUUAAACCAAGACUUGGAAUGACUAAAGAGGAGAUGAUGAUCUUCAUUGAAGCUGCUGCUGAAAAUCCUGGUAAUCUUUACUCUUCAGUAUGUUACAGCCCACAGGCUGAAAAAGUUUACAAACUCUGCAGUCCUCCUGCUGAUCUCCAUAAGGUUGGGACACUUGUAACUCCUGAUAAUGAUAUUUAUAUAGCAGGUGGGCAAAUCCCACUGAAAAAUACAAAAACCAACCACAGUAAAACUAGCAAACUUCAAGCUGCCUUCCGUACUGUGAAUUGUUUUUACUGGUUUGAUGCUCAGCAAAAUACAUGGUUUCCAAAGAGUCCAAUGCUGUUUGUUCGUAUAAAGCCAUCUCUUGUUUGCUGUGAAGGCCAUAUCUAUGCAAUUGGGGGAGACAGUGUUGGUGGAGAACUCAACAGAAGAACUGUGGAAAGAUAUGAUACUGAGAAAGAUGAAUGGACCAUGGUAAGCCCUCUACCCUGUGCUUGGCAGUGGAGUACAGCAGUUACUGUUCAUAACUGCAUUUAUGUAAUGGCACACAACUUGAUGUACUGUUACUUCCCCAGAUCAGAUGCUUGGGUUGAAAUGGCUAUGAGACAAACUAGUAGAUGCUUUGCUUCAGCUGCUGCUUUUGGAGAUAAAAUAUUUUAUAUUGGAGGCUUGCACGUUGGCAGCAACUCUGGUAUAAGACUACCUACUAGCACUGUAGAUGGGUCUUCCGUAACAGUGGAAGUUUAUGAUGUGAAUAAAAAUGAAUGGCAAAUGGCAGCCAAUAUUCCUGCCAAGCGGUAUUCUGACCCCUGUGUCAGAGCUGUUGUGAUUUCUAACUCUUUGUGUGUCUUCAUACGAGAAACUCAUAUGAAUGAGAGAGCCAAGUACGCUACAUACCAAUAUGACAUGGAACUUGAUCGUUGGUUCUUGCGACAGCAUAUAUCUGAGCGGGUACUCUGGGAUUUGGGAAAAGAUUUUCGAUGCACUGUGGGAAAACUCUAUCCAUCUUGUCUUGAAGAGUCCCCAUGGAAACCUCCACCAUAUCUCUUUCCGCCUGAUGGGGCUGAUGAGUUUGAUCUUGAUGGGGAGAUGGUUACACUGCCACCUGUAUAGCUCCCAUAAUUCAGAGACUGCAUGCCUGUAACAAAUUAUGAACAUUCUAUUUGAGAGAAUAGGGCUGGAAAAUGAAAUGUUAAGCUGUCUUGUAUGUAUGCCCUAUCCAAUUUUUUUUUUGUGGCCAUUGAGUGUAAAUCAGUGAAAAUUAUUACUAGAUAUGCUUCCAUAAUCUGAAACAAUCCCUCUGAUAGUUGAUGGGAUCUCUCAU